Messenger RNA from Necator americanus (New World hookworm), 981 nucleotides. RefSeq lists its product as uncharacterized. Gene Ontology annotation, molecular function: oxidoreductase activity. The record is from RefSeq and is a predicted model, not a curated record. The transcript is spliced from 8 exons. NCBI's taxonomy places the organism in Eukaryota, Metazoa, Nematoda, Chromadorea, Rhabditida, Ancylostomatidae. Bases 1 to 981 code for a protein of 326 amino acids.
AUGUUUUUUGUGAUUCUCGUAUGCGCUAUAAUUCUAAUUGCAUUAUUCUUCAAGAGCACGGAAAGCACUUUCAAUUUGUGGUUUUGGUCGAAACUUGGACCAAAUGAAGAAGGAUAUUUCCGCGGUAAAACCAUAUGGAUUGUCGGUUGUAGUAGCGGUAUUGGCGCUGAAAUGGCUCUACGAUUGGCACAACUUGAAUGUCGUAUAAUUUUAUCCGCUCGAAGAAAAGAGAAAUUGGAAGAGUUAAAAGCGAAAUGUGAUGAGAAGUUGUCAACAAGAUCAUCAGUGGUUUUACCUCUUGACGUCACCGAUUUCAGCCAAGUUUCUGAAUGUUGUAAAAAAGUGAAGACGUUGUUUGGUGGAAAAAUUGAUGUAAUUAUCCUGUGUAGCGGUCAAUCUCAACGUGCUGAAUGGAUUUAUGUGGAUCACAAAGUUGAUGAGGCCUGUUUUCGAGUUAACGCUUUGGGACCCACUGUACUCGCUAGGGAGUACAUGAAAACUUUGGAACCCGACAAGAACGGUGUUCUACCUUUCACUCAUUUCGUCGUUGUGAGCAGUGUGGCUGGAGUUAUAGGGGCUAUACUAUCGCCGUCAUACACGGCCGCAAAGCACGCGUUAAUGGGAUAUUUCCGUGUCUUAGCCAUGGAAUACUCUUCGAAAGGUAUUGAAGUAUCUUUGGUGUGUCCCUCGUUGACAUUCGCCCCAAAUAAUCUUCUCAACGCGUUUUCUGGUGAUAUUAACAAGCCAAACGGUGAAGUACUGGCGGAGGCUACACCAGCUCACAUGUCACCAGCUCGUUGUGCACAGCUAAUUCUGUUAGCCGCCUCGAAUAGGAUAGCCGAAUGUUGGUUGAGCCAGAAAGCAUCCUUGUUGAUAUUGUGCUACUGUAGCCUCUUGAUGCCGGGUAUCACCAACAGGAUAGUUCAGUCUAUAGGAGUGGAACGGCUCAAAAAUAUCCGAACUGGCGGAGUGAACAAAUAA